Messenger RNA from Cheilinus undulatus (humphead wrasse), 2585 nucleotides. Its product is annotated as toll-like receptor 2 type-2. Gene Ontology annotation, biological process: inflammatory response; toll-like receptor signaling pathway; immune response. The coding region runs from base 60 to 2513 and encodes 817 amino acids. Gene Ontology annotation, molecular function: triacyl lipopeptide binding; transmembrane signaling receptor activity; protein binding. Lineage: Eukaryota; Metazoa; Chordata; Actinopteri; Labriformes; Labridae. Gene Ontology annotation, cellular component: membrane. The record is from RefSeq and is a predicted model, not a curated record. The transcript has 12 exons.
UCUAUCUUAAAGAACUACAGUGUUCUCUCCUCACCAUCUCAGCUCUGCAACCAAACAGUAUGGGGCUGUGGACCAUCUUCUAUGUCCCUCUCCUGUUCCUCCUCUACUGGGGUCAGAGGUCAGGCACUGAUAAUGAGAGACCAUCAUGUGGACGCUGUGACCUACAGUUCUUCUGUAAUUGCUCCCACGGCGGGUUCAUCCAUGUUCCUGUGGUAACGGACCGUGCCUUGAGCCUUGAUCUGUCCUUCAACAACAUCACGGAGGUGGCUGGUGAUGAUCUGACGGGACACGUGCAGCUGAGGGCUCUGAGUCUACACGGUAACAGUCUAGCUGUGAUCCAUCCAUCGGCGUUUGAUUCUCUUUGGAGUCUGGAGAAUCUGGAUCUGUCUGAUAAUAACCUGACUGCUCUCAACCAUGAAUGGUUCAACAAACUUGUAGCUCUGCAGCAGCUCAACCUGCUCAACAACCCGUACAGCUGCCUGGGGUCUCUCCCCAUGUUUCAGAGUCUGGUCAGACUGAGGAGGCUGGCUUUUGGAGGUCCUGCUCUGCAGGAGAUAAAGAGAGGAGAUCUGUCAGGGGUCACAGAGCUGGAGGAGCUCACUCUACGUGCCAAUUACCUUGAAAGGUACGAGUCUGGGGCUCUGGCAGAUAUAUGGCCGCUAGGUCGUGUCACUUUGAGCCUCCAUCAUCCAUUUUUAACAAACACAGCCUUAGCUUCAGCUGUGCUCGCUGAUGUAUCGUACCCAGACACAUCCAUGGUUCUGGAAGACCUUCAUCUGAUGGGGAACGAGACUAUGAAACCCUUAACAGCACCAGCCAAGAAGAGAAUCAGAACAGUUACUCUCAGAAACGUGUCCAUAUCCGAUAACACUAUCGUUGACCUUCUAGUGGUGAUGGAUGGAGUGCCGCUCACCUCCAUUUCAGCAGAGGAUGUCACACUGACAGGCGAGGGCAGGUGGGAGAAAGCUAACCGGACAGACCACAGAGGCCUCGAUGAGGCUUUUAUACGGAACGUUGUGGUGCUGGAUGUCUACAAGUUUGUUUCAUUUUUUCAGCUGAGUUUUUUGCUGCGGUACCCAAGGAAGGUGUCUGUCAUUAACACACAGGUAUUUGUGAUGCCCUGUUUCACAUCCACCUUGCUGGUGAACCUGCAGUACCUCGACCUGUCUGACAACCUGCUGACUGACCUAACUAUUGCAGAGUCACUGUGUUAUGGAGCAGGCAUACUGAAGGGCCUACGAGUUUUGAACGUCAGUGGAAACAGUCUAAAGUCAUUUUCUACAAUGAGCCGAAUGGUAACUAAGCUCUCCAAACUGACCCACCUGGACAUCGGCAGGAACGGAUACAGCUCUAUGCCUCAGAACUGCUCCUGGCCACACACCCUGAGAUACCUGAACAUCUCUGGGGCUAAACUCACAGCCAUCACCAGCUGUCUACCCACAACCCUGGAGGUGCUGGAUCUCAGCAACAAUGAUCUCAAAAGCUUCUCCCUGGACCUGCCAGUUCUGAGAGAACUCUACCUCUCUGGGAACAAGAUUCUAAGUCUGCCAAAUGGACAGCUGUUCCCUAAUCUGCAAACACUGAUAAUACAGUCAAACACCAUGAACAUGUUUGGGCAUUCAGACCUCCAGUCCUACAGUCGACUCCAGAACCUUCAGGCGGGUCAGAACAAAUUUGUCUGCUCCUGUGAUUUUGUCAACUUCCUCCAGUCUGUCUUCAAAGAUGCUGGAGAGGUUCGGAUAACAGACAAAAAGGAGAGCUACGUCUGCGACUCCCCUCUGUACCUGCAGGGGGAACCAGUUGGUAGGGUCCACCUCUCUGUUGUUGAAUGCCAUCGGGUUUUGUUCGUGUCUGUGAGCUGUGGUGUGGCACUGUGUGUUGCCCUGUUGGUGAGUAUCCUGCUCUGGCGCCUCCAUGUAUUCUGGUACCUCAAGAUGACUUGGGCGUGGGUAAAGGCGAAGAGGAGCAGUCGACGACGAAGAAAAAGGGAUAGGAUGGAUACAGAAGCAUUGUUGUCCUUUGACGCCUUUGUGUCCUACAGCGAGAGGGAUGCUAGCUGGGUGGAAAACUACUUGGUACCUGAACUGGAGGAGCCAAGAGAGAACAUUGGAGACUCCUUAAGUACCCCAAGCCCCAGACCUCUGACCCUGUGCCUCCACAAGCGGGACUUCCUUCCCGGAAACUGGAUUAUAGACAACAUCAUUAGUGCAAUGGAACGAAGCCGGCGGACCAUCUUCGUCCUCUCUGAGAAUUUCGUCCAGUCUGACUGGUGCCGCUAUGAGCUGGACUUCUCCCACUUCUGGUUUUUUGAUGGGAAUGCUAGCAGAGAGACAGUGAUCUUGAUCUUGCUGGAGCCGCUGUCCAAAGAUGACAUCCCUAAACGCUUCUGCAAACUACGCAAACUCAUGAGCUCCACCACCUACCUGGAGUGGCCUCAGGAGGAGGAGAGGGUUGGGGAGUUCUGGGAGAGUCUUCGUAGGGCUUUGAGAGUGGAAGAAGAGGACGAUGAAUAAGAAUGAAGGCAACUAGGUUGUUUUUACCUGCCUGGCAUCACCACUGCACGCACUUCUGAGCAUUAUUUGAGU